Stegodyphus dumicola is the source of this 1164-nucleotide messenger RNA. RefSeq names its product importin beta11 (gene Impbeta11). Gene Ontology annotation, molecular function: small GTPase binding. NCBI's taxonomy places the organism in Eukaryota, Metazoa, Arthropoda, Arachnida, Araneae, Eresidae. The record is from RefSeq and is a predicted model, not a curated record. Gene Ontology annotation, biological process: protein import into nucleus. Gene Ontology annotation, cellular component: cytosol; nuclear envelope.
CAAAUAAUAAUAACUUGGCGAGAAAGUUAUUGGUAGAUUUGAUUCCCACUGCCCAGAGAUCUUCCUAUUCUUACCACUUUCCCUCGUGAAGAUCUUCUGCUAACAGCGACUUUCGUGUAUGAAAGCGGUGUUACAUGUGACGAUAGCAUGAUGUACUCAAACAUUUAGUUGUAUAUUAUUUUCACCGAUGACUCACAUAAUUUUGAAUUUUGUAAAAUUAGGAACUAGUAAAAAAUAUAUUUAUAUUUUUAUAGUGGAGAGCUGUGCUCAUAUUCCAUAGUAUUUAAAUUAUUUUAUUACGCACCUUAUGCUGCUAAAUAUUUGUUUACAUUUUCCCUUUCUAACAUGAAUAAUCAUUAUCCGGUCGUUUUAGAUGCUUUAACUAAAGCUUCUAGUCAAAAUGCAGAGCUUCUAAAAAUUGCUGAACGUCAGCUAAAAUCGUGGGAAACGGAAAGAGGCUUUUAUUCUACUCUUCUGAUCAUUGCAUGUGACAAAUCGUUAGAUGUAAAUAUCCGAUGGCUUUCAGUUUUAUGUAUAAAAAAUGGUGUUGAUCGUUACUGGAGGAAAACAGCUCAAAAUUCAAUCGCCAAUGAUGAGAAAAAUAUUUUCAGACAAAGAUUACUCACCUCUUUUAAUGAGCCCAUUUAUCAAAUAGCUCUGCAGUUUUCUGUAAUAAUUUCUAAAAUAGCACGGUUUGAUUUUCCUAAAGAAUGGCCUGAAUUAUUUCCUACUCUUUUAUUUGGAGUGCAAUCUGUGGAAGAAUUGCAGCAGUUGAGAGCCUUAUUAACUAUGCAUCAUGUUGUAAAGUCUUUAGCUUCAAAACGUUUGAUUGGAGACAGACGAAUUUUUCAGCAGUUAACUCAUAGUAUAUUUGCUAACAUACUUCAUUUGUGGAUUGACAGAAGCAAAUUAUUUCUACAUGAAGUACAAACUGGUUCUUGCAAACUGAAAGAAUUGUUAGAAAGUUCCUUUUUAACCCUUAAAAUUUUAAGGAAACUUGUUGUAAAUGGGUUCAAAGAUUGCUCCAAAGAAAAUGAUGCUGUUAAUUUUUUAUCUCUCAUAUUUCAACAAAUUGGACCUUUCGUAGAAUGCAGAGCAUAUUUACAAAAUAGAGAGCAGUUGUUAGAAACAUGUGAAAAAUAUUUGGUUCUAUUAAUAAAAGUU